Ilex paraguariensis (yerba mate) is the source of this 1241-nucleotide messenger RNA. The record is from the annotation of a GenBank genome assembly. NCBI's taxonomy places the organism in Eukaryota, Viridiplantae, Streptophyta, Magnoliopsida, Aquifoliales, Aquifoliaceae.
ACACCAUAUCACCCAUUAAACCAGAAAGCUGAAGAAGACAGCACAAGAACAAAAGAAGCAGAGAGAGAGAGAGAGAGACGCAGUGGUGCAAUAAAGAUAAACCCAGAAAAAAAAUGUACAGAUUCAGUAACACAGUGAUAGGUUUCUUGAACCUCUUCACACUCCUAGCCUCAAUUCCGAUCAUCGGCGCCGGAUUAUGGAUGGCCAGGAGCAGCGCCACCUGUGAAAGCUUCCUCCAAACACCACUUCUGGUGGUGGGUUUCGUGAUUCUGAUCAUCUCUCUUGCCGGAUUCAUUGGAGCUUGCUUCCACGUUGCAUGGGCUCUCUGGGUUUAUCUUUUGGUCAUGUUGCUCCUCAUAGGGACUUUAAUGGGCUUAACCAUAUUUGGGUUUGUGGUGACGAGCCAAGGCGGCGGAGUGGAAGUUCCCGGCAGGGUUUAUAAGGAGUAUCAGCUGGAAAACUACUCGCCGUGGUUGAGGAAGAGAAUUAAAGAUCCUCAUUAUUGGAUGACUGUUAGGAGUUGCAUAUUGGGUUCAAAAACUUGUGCUAAGAUUGCUUUUUGGACACCUUUUGAUUAUCUGAGCAGAGACAUGUCUCCAAUACAGUCUGGUUGUUGCAAGCCACCAACUGCUUGUAAUUAUGCCGCAACGGACCUGGCUCAAGACCCGGACUGCUACCACUGGAACAACGCCCCGAAUCUGCUGUGCUACGAGUGCGAUUCGUGCCGGGCCGGCGUGCUCGAGGAUGCGAGAAGGGAUUGGCACAAGCUCUCUGUCCUCAACAUAGUCAUGCUCAUUGUCCUCAUUGGCAUAUACUCCGUUGGUUGCUGUGCUUUCCGAAACACUCAAAGGGCCGAGACCGAUUACCCGUAUGGCGAGAAUCGGAUGUCCAAAGUCCGACCCAGAUGGGAUUUCUACUGGUGGAGAUGGUGGCAUGACAGAAGACACCAGCUUUAUUGAGCAAAACUCUUAUCUUCUUUCAAAGUCUCGAUUUGGGUUUCUGGUUCUCCAAAAGAUGGGACAAUUCUGUGGGUUUUUCAGUGUAUGAGCAAUGGAGGUUUCAAGGCCUCUCCCUUUACAAAGCUGCUUUUUUUGUACAAAGAAAGAUUUAUCUUUAUUUCAUUAGCUCAAACCAUUGCUUUUACUUUUGCUUUACUGCAUUUACACAUUAGUAGUGGUUUGGAUACAUAACGAUGGUGGAAAUUAUGGACCAACUUGGUUGAUAAGGAUGUGCUUGGGGGC